Molecule: messenger RNA, 792 nt
Organism: Exophiala spinifera
Lineage: Eukaryota; Fungi; Ascomycota; Eurotiomycetes; Chaetothyriales; Herpotrichiellaceae
Exons: 1
Coding region: 1-792 (263 amino acids)
Biological process (GO): endoplasmic reticulum to Golgi vesicle-mediated transport
Cellular component (GO): TRAPPIII protein complex; TRAPPI protein complex; TRAPPII protein complex
Source: RefSeq, a predicted model, not a curated record
AUGUCGGCGCCUCCAGGCCUUACAAUGCCCUCCUCGUACCCUCCCUCCCACACCUCGUCUCCAUCCCGCCCUAUCUCGACCUACUCAACGUCCAGCCCGUUCGGCGCCAGCACGACGACACCGACGGGGGCCGGCACGAGCUCGACCCUCCGAUACCCUUCCACCCGCAAGACCAUCUACGACCGCAACCUCAACCGCAGCCGCAACGCCGAACUCUCGCGCGCCAGCUUCGCAUACCUGUUCAUGGAGAUGGUGUCGUACGCCCACCGCCGCGUCAAGGGUAUCCAGGACUUUGAAAAGAGGCUGAACGAGCAAGGGUACCCCCUGGGCCUGAAGUUGUUGGACCUGUUGCUCUACCGCACGUCACCGGCGGGGUCGUCGUCGUCAAGUUCCUCGAGCACGUCCUCGACAAGCGGCAGUGGCGCCAGCCGGCCGCUACGCCUGCUUCCCUUGCUGACGCUGCUCACGACGAAACUGUACCCCCUGCUGUUCUCGCGGCCGGCGGACUCGUUGGAGCAGUCCACGACAAACCCUGGCGAGUACAUGAUCAUAGACAACACGCCGCUGACGAACCAGUACAUCAGCGUGCCCAAGGAGAUGAGCCAGCUUAGUGUCGCGGCGUACAUUGCGGGCAUCAUCGAGGGCGUGUGCGACGGGGCCGGCUUUGAGUGCAAGGCCAGUGCGCACAAUACCGCGACCGACGUCUGGCCUAACAGGACGGUGUUUUUGAUCAAGUUCGAGGACAGCGUGCUUGAGAGAGAGAAGGAGCUGGAGAGACAGGGAAUAAAAUGA